Lasiodiplodia theobromae is the source of this 4650-nucleotide messenger RNA. Its product is annotated as GYF domain-containing protein. The transcript has 5 exons. The coding region runs from base 1 to 4650 and encodes 1549 amino acids. The record is from RefSeq and is a predicted model, not a curated record. NCBI's taxonomy places the organism in Eukaryota, Fungi, Ascomycota, Dothideomycetes, Botryosphaeriales, Botryosphaeriaceae. Gene Ontology annotation, molecular function: protein binding.
AUGGCUCCCUCCACAUUCGCAUCCGCUGCCGCGGGCAGCAAUUCCACCGCCAACUCGACGCGUAACGACUCCGGCGGCGAAUGGGCUCGCCGCGCAAACGGCGCAACUCAGACCUUCCGCCGCCCUUCGCACGCCACCUCUCUCUCCAACGCUGCCACCAUCAACGCGUCAAGCCCCGGCGUCUACGUGCCACCGCACCGAAACGGCGCCGCUGCUGUUGAAACUCGAUACCCCAAGGACUCGCUGCUGUCAUUGUUUCGCCAGCUACCUCUGGACUCUGACGAUGGCCUGGACGCACUGUAUGCUGGAGGGUGGGAGCCGCAGUCUUUGAACGGCGCGUCUGGAGGCGCGUGGGGCAGGAGUCACGAGCACGGCAAGGAGAAUCCACCCGGGCCUGACGUAUGCUGGGAUCGAGACGGCUCCAUGCAACCUCUGGGCCUGACGGAGAUGACCGAGGAGGAGAAAGAGGCCUUCACCUCAUCCGUCAAUUCGCCGCUCAAAUUACCCAACCAAAAUGCGAACAAGGAUAACAACGCGAAGGAUGGCCUAGGUCGCAAGACGUCCGUCUCGCACGCCAAUGGCCCAGGAGAAGCCUAUCCUUUCCCUGCAGCAGGCUCCCCAGCCACCAGCAGGUUUCAGCAAGAGUCCAACGCUGCUGUUCCCCCGCCCGCACUUCUGCGCCGACGCACGGACUACAAGGAGCCCGGCGCGGGUCCGGGCACUGGGCAAGAGGAGCGCGACAAAGACAAGGCUCAAGGCGAUGCUGGAAACCCUCCUUUCGGCUUGAAGCGUAGCACUACUGGUCCCUUCAGCGCUGGUCUCUCUGGCCCAUCUUCUCCGUGGAGCGCUGGCCCGCAGAGUGCUGGUUUCUCACCCAUGGGCAGUUUCGGCAACUUUUCACUUGCGGCGAACACGGGGCAAGCCUCCACUCCAACUGACAAGAGACCUGGACUGGCAGCUUUGCGUGGCGAGAGUCGUUUCAAGGGUCUGAUGAACAAGGACAGCUCCGAGGACAUGCAGAAGACUUUGAGGGAGAAGGCAUCCAUGAACAGCCUUGGGAAGGUUCCCGAGAAUGAUCAGGGCAGGCAGACUCCUUCGUGGAUGGAAUCUCGUGCAAACCGUCCCUUGAGCAAUGAUACCGAUCCAUUUCCCGAUGAUGAUAACAUGCGCUCGGGCAGUGCUGCUCUCGGUGGUGGCCAGGACACCAGCCCUCCGCGUCGCCAAAUGACCGGUUUUGGAACCCCGCAGCGCCAGGACUCCAGGGAUGAAAGUGGCUUUUCUGCCUUCGGCAUGACGGCGGAUAACACUGGAUUCAGCAGUUUCCUCCAGAGCCGUGAUGCCUUCCAUCAUCACACUCCUCAGCACCACGGAAAUGAACCUAUGAGUCCAACCGACACAAACCCGUACCAGAGCCCCCAGCAGGACAAGCACGAAUCUGAGGACAUUGAUACGGACGGUUCUGAUAUCCACAACACUACGCUCCCAGGCCUAGGUGGAUUCAUGAACGAUCCUGCCGCCGCUUCAGGCAUGACGCCUUUUGGUGGCAUUGGCAACAUGGGCCGCGUGUCUUCCGCUUAUGAGGCCGCUGCCAGCGACCGUAGCCAGACGUCGAGUGUCGGGCCUAACAGAGGAUUCCCUUCACUUGGAGGCCUUGCAGGGUUGCCGGGACUGGGAGGAUCUGCGGCUUGGACGCCAACUCAACCUGCGGUUGGCACUCCAAGCCGGGAGCGUUUCAACCCGCAGUUCGCUGACAAUUUUGGAUCUGUCGGCGAAAUGCACUCCCCCAGCCUCGCGGGACUUGGUCCUAACAACCUCUAUGGCGCUGGUUUUGGCGCCGGACUGUCGGGUACUGGUUCGAUCGGCCGUGGCAGCAAGCUUGGAUCGCUCUUCCCGACUGCCAUGCAGGAGCAAAUGAGGACCAGCGAGCAGAACCGGUUUGGCGGUGGAGAUGAUGGCUCUGCUGAGGGCGACCGCCAGCCUGGUUCGUUUGCCAGGAACGCCUUUGGCGGUAACGCUGGGCCUCUCAGAGAGACUGACAGUCCCUUCCGAGGCGGCCGCGGCGUAUUUGAUGAGAUGCUGGCCAACAGUCUUCGCAACAACGAUGGAAGCGCCAUGGAAGGCUUGGGCCAGUUUACUGCCAGCAGUGCUGCCGCGCAGACGCCUACUCUCGCCACGACUCAACAGCAGGGACCCAUCGGUCAUGUCCCCCAGGGAAUUCCCGGUCAGCCUCCGAACGUCAGCAGCUCUGCUUCCAACCAGCCGCCAGCUGCCCAGCAGCGUACUAUGGUCAUGCCUGAUCGGAUGAGAUGGGUGUACCGUGAUCCGUCGGGCAAGGCGCAGGGUCCUUGGACUGGUCUUGAGAUGCACGACUGGUUCAAGGCCGGCUUCUUCUCCCCGGAACUGUUGGUCAAGAAGGAGGAAGACCCAGAGUACGAGCCGCUUGCUCAGCUCAUCCGCCGGAUUGGCAACUCUCGCGAGCCCUUCCUUGUCCCUCAGAUCGGCAUUCCUCACGGCCCGCCGUCUACUCAGCCUGGAAACGCGUGGGCUAACACCGGGCUCACUGCCGGUGCCCAACCCCCGUUCCCGAACAGCUUCCCCAGCUUUGGAACUACGUUGACUGCUGAGCAGCAGAAUGCUCUGGAGCGUCGUAAGCAGGAAGAACAGUACCUCAUGGCGCGACAGAAGGAGCAUCUCGCCCAGCAGCAGGUUAUUGUCAAGCAAAUGCAGAUGGGCAUGCAUCCGCACCAGCUUCACCACCACUCUAGUGCCCACAGCCUGCACAGCCAGCCCAGCUUCGGCAGCAUCGCUUCUCCUGGCGGUUACCAGCCGUCGCCUACCCAGGGCCCUCUGCCUGGCAUGGCGGGUUUCUUUGACAAUUCCUUUCGUCCCGGCCCGGCCUCCGGUCUAUCGCCGAUAGGUGCCGGGGUGGAGGGCCUAGGAAGUUCGAGGGAGGAGUUGCCAGCCAUGUUGGACCGCAUGAACUUUGGCCGAGCUGGCCAGAUGCCUUUCGGUGCCGCCCCUGGCUCGUUCGGCUCUCCGCAGCAGGAUGGUACUCACGCCCAGCAGGUUGCUAACAUGUUGAACGACCGGGCUCGCCUCCACCGUGAGCAGAGCGACCAUGAUUCUCAAAUCAAGGACGAUGAAGGCCACAUGGCGGAGCAAUCUGCCGAUCGUCUUCAGCAGUUCAAGGAUCUCAGGGAGGAGCACGACAGGGAAGCGGCUGCGGCUGCUGCCGAGACUGCUGUGAACACUGUUGAGGAGCAAGAAAACCAGCAGCCCCUUCAGCAAGAGGAGAGGGAGGAGCCGUCCACCCCUGCUCAAACCGCUGCUCAAACCGUCAAGGAGACCGAAACCCCAUCGAAGCCUUCCGAGCCGCUCUCCCUGACUGAGCAAGUCAAGGCUGCCUCCGCCAAGCAGACACCGGCUCCCCAGUCUCCAUGGGCCAAGGUCGACACUUCCAUGCCCAUGCCCUUCCCUCCGCCUCAGUCUGGCUCUCCUCUCCCGGCGCCAGCGGCCCAGAGAAAGCAGAACCUCGCCGAUGCACUUCACCAGGAGACCCGUUCCCGCUCUCAGACCCCUUCGGUCGACACUCCUAGUGCUUCCAUUGCUCCUUGGGCCAAGGAAACUGUUGAGGCACCCAAGGGUCCCUCUCUCAAGGAAAUCCAAGAGGCAGAGGCCAAGCAGCGUGAGGAGGCCGAGGCUGCUGCUCAGGCGGCUCGUGCUGAGGCCCAGCGCAGAGAACUGCUCGCUAUGGCUGAGCAGGCCCAGCCCCAGCCUAGCCUUCCCUCAAGUGCCACCUGGGCUAGCAGUGCCUCGCCGGUCAAUGCACCUGGUACGCCAUCUGCCUGGUCCAAGGCAACCGUUGCCAAGACUCCCAACUCUGCCGGUCCCGUUAAGAAGACGCUGCAGCAGAUUCAGAAGGAAGAGGAGGCGCGCAAGCAGAAAGCUGCUGCUGCCGCCGCCGCCAGUGCUGCUAGUGCCGCCGCUGCUGCUGCUACCACUGCCAGCUUGUCCCAGGCUGUGAGCGGAGGCAAGCGCUACGCUGACCUCGCGAGCAAGCAGACUCCGGUUGCGGGCAACGCUCCCGGCGGUGCCUGGACCACGGUGGGCGCGAGUGGAAAGAUCAAGACGCCUGCUCCGGCUGCUGCUCCUGCUUCCCCCGCCGCUACCCGCACUGCCAGUGCUGGAAGCAUUUCGGCUAUCAAGCCCAAGCCGGCCGCCGCUCCCCGUACCCCAGCUCAGGCUGCUCCACCGUCCGGCACUCUCGAUGCCAAGGAAGAGUUCAAGAAGUGGGCUGCCAACGAGCUCAGGAAUGACCUCGUGGGCGAUACUGAUCCCAACGAGUUCGUCAGCAACAUGCUCAGCUUCCCCAGUGAUCUCGACAUUGUUACCGAGGCAGUUCACUCUGUGUCCCGCACCAUUGAUUCUCGCCACUUCGCUCAGGAGUUCAUCCGCCGCCGUAAGCUCGCCGACAAGGGCAUCAUCGAGAACUCUGGCACCUCCAGCCCUGGUCCGGCUAACGGCUCCGGUGGCUGGAGCGAGGUCGCGAAGAAGGGCUCUUCCACCGCCAGCGCUGCUCAGACCAGUGCGGCGAAGGAGGAUCUUGCUUUCAAGGUUGUCGCUGCGAAGAAGAAGGGCGGCAGGAAAUAG